Messenger RNA from Strongyloides ratti, 411 nucleotides. Its product is annotated as Macrophage migration inhibitory factor family and Tautomerase/MIF superfamily domain-containing protein. The coding region runs from base 1 to 411 and encodes 136 amino acids. Gene Ontology annotation, molecular function: cytokine activity; phenylpyruvate tautomerase activity. NCBI's taxonomy places the organism in Eukaryota, Metazoa, Nematoda, Chromadorea, Rhabditida, Strongyloididae. The transcript has 2 exons. The record is from RefSeq and is a predicted model, not a curated record.
AUGAUAAAGAACCGGUUGUGGUACCUGUUUAAUUUUAACAUGCCAUAUGUUCGUUUGUUUACAAAUUUACCAGAAACAUCAUUUACUGAUGCUUUUUGUACAGAAUUUACCGAUUUAUUAGCUGAAAAAUUAGGUAAAGAUAAAUCAAGAAUUGUUAUGCUCGUUCAACCUCAUACAAUUAUGUCAUCUGGAGGUGUUCCUGGACAACCAAGUAUUUGGAUUGAGAUAAAUAACGUUGGACAACUUUCUCCAAGACAAACUCAAGAAUUGUCACGAGACUUAACACAUUUUGUUAUGGAAAAAACUACAAUACCAAGAGAAAGUAUUUCAAUACUUUAUUUUGACAUGUCACCUGAUAUGGUCGCAAGAGGUGGAAUAACAAUUGCUGAAUCAAUUGCUGGUUUAAAAUAA